Molecule: messenger RNA, 2841 nt
Organism: Menidia menidia (Atlantic silverside)
Lineage: Eukaryota; Metazoa; Chordata; Actinopteri; Atheriniformes; Atherinopsidae
Source: the annotation of a GenBank genome assembly
AUGGGACUCCAGACCUGGCCACCAAGCAAACCAUCACUGUCCUCUAUGGCUUGCCUUGAUGUGGAGACCCCUUCCAUCUGCAGGGGUAAAUUCAAAUCAGUCCUCCAGCUCUGUCUGCAGCAGAGGAGAACUCGGGAGCAGCUUGUGGAGCAGGGUAUCAUGCCUCCCCUGAAAACACCAGUUACUUUUCAUGAGAAGAUUCGCAACCUGGAGAGAGCCAGGACUGGAUCCUUCUUAAAGCACAAACUCUGCAGCAGGCCUGAGCGCUCUGAGCUGGUCCGUUUGCACAUCCUUAAGGAAACGCAGGCGGAGCCCUCCCUGCAGGCCACACAGAUGAAGCUGAAGAGAGCCAGGCUGGCUGAUGAUCUCAACGAGAGAAUCGCCCAGAGGCCUGGACCUAUGGAGCUGGUUGAGAAGAGAAUCCUGCCUGUUGACUCUGGUGUCAAAGACCCCUUACAUGGCAGUGAAGCAGACCGAUGUAAGACCCCGCACGCCUCCGAUGUUUACAACUUUGACGACAGCACUGAUGCAUUAUCACCGCAACAUCCGACCAGCCAUGAAUCUCUGCGCUCCCCUCUGGGCCCCCAACAGGAGUGUGGCGGGACUGAGGCCACCUACACCUGCCCUAGCUUGAACACUUCUUCACAGCACUCCUCAACGCUCAUCUCACAGUCUGCAUCAGACGGAGUCAACCUUGUUGCCACCAUCCAUCAGCAGAGCAACCAGCAGGCACAUCAACCCAACAGUUCUACAGUGCCCUGCGCUUCAUCUGGGCCAGUUCUUGUGAAGCAAAGUUUGGCGAAGUCGCCCGCCGACAAAAGCCGCAGCAAAAAAAGCAAAGAGCCCAAGCCUCGGGUGAAAAAACUGAAGUACCAUCAGUACAUUCCCCCCGACCAGAAACAAGACGUCAGUGAAGUUCCAAUGGACUCGUCUUACGCCCGUCUCCUGCAGCAGCAGCAGCAGUUCCUGCAGCUCCAGAUCAUCAGCCAGCAACAGCAGCAGUACAGCUACCAGACUGUCUUACCCAGUCCGCUCAAGUCAGGGACUGAGGUACAAACCAGCUGCUCAGCUGUUGUUCAAAAAGCAAACUCUCCGUCUGCCUCAGUGCAGCUCCACCACACUCAGACACAUCGCAAGACCGGUCACCUACCAGCCAAUCUGGAUGAGAUGAAGGUGGCUGAGCUGAAAAUGGAACUAAAACUCAGAUCUUUGCCUGUUUCUGGGACUAAGACAGAUUUAAUAGAGAGACUAAAGUUGUUUCAGGAGGGAGCUAAUUUCAAAAGCGUUGCUUCCAUGGAUACAGGAGCUUCACAGUCUGAAAACAUAAAGUUGAGCCCUCCUGUUUCAAUUAUAGCUUCCAAAGUGUCCAGUCUGGGGAUAGAAGACAAUAACAUAAUAGACUGUCCAUCAAAAUUAAUCUCAAAUGCUCCAAAUUAUGUUGCUCCAUGCAUCAGCCCCCCACACAGAGCAACACAUGAGGAGUGUCCCACAGAGACAAAGUCUUGUGAGAAGGACUCUGAAAGGGACAAGCGUUUGCAUGAGAAGGAGCAACAGAUUAAGGAGCUUAUGAGGAAACUGGAGCAGGAGCAGAAGCUGGUGGAGAAGCUGAAGAUGCAACUAGAGGUGGAGAAAAGAGGUCAGCAGGCCGACUCUCAUAAGCUAAAUCCCCUGGCUGCGACUCACAUUAAAGAGGAAAACAGGACCGUUUCGAACUGCUCAAUGUCGUGCAGCUCUCGUCAUCAUCCCGCAUUGGUCAAACAGGAAGACCCUACGGAUCAGAACCAUGUAAAAAGUCCAAAUCAGUUCAUCGUCAGUCAUCAGGCCAUCCCAUCGCCUGAAACCCUGCAGUCUGCCCAGCCUGGAGUACAGAUCCUUCUGCCCACAUCCCUUCCUGCCUCAGCAGUCACUGCGGAGCUGCCUGCCAAACGCAUCGAAUUGCACACGUCCGCUAGCAGCACAGCUCCAAGCCACAUCCAGACCUCUGGACAAGUGCCACAGAAAAUAGAGGUCUCAGCAGCAUUGCAGCAACAGUGCGGCACACAAACCCACAAAAUGACAAAGACAUGGGGUUCAGAUGCCAAGGCAGAAAGCUUACUGAACGCAUUCCCAGUGAGUGGAUGUGCCACAGAAGCCCCCCCUAAUCAAGCUGUCCCACAAGGGCCUGGACAAAAAUCUCCCUGUUCCAGCCAGGCCCCUCUGGUUCUGCAGCAGACUAAAUUUACGAGCCUGGUGACAAAGGAUAAAGACCCGCCCCGCUAUGAGGAUGCAGUUAAGCAGACACGUGGUGUGCUGGCAGCUCCACAGGGUCCUAAUGCAUCAAGCCAGCAAAUGGAUGACCUGUUUGAUGUGCUGAUUGAGAGUGGUGAGAUCCCGGCUUUCAUCAGGCAGGAUCCUCCCAGCCUGGACAAACCUCUCCCUGUGACAGCCAGCGUAACCACCCUUCCCAUCAGCACGGCGCUGUCCCGCCCGCCACCCUUGGUUCAGGUGGCCCAGCUGCCCGCCGCACCGGUCAACCCGGCCGACAGCCUGGCAGCACUGACCCCGGACAGCCAGCUGGAAACCCUCUUGGAGGGCGCGCUUGUUUCGGACUCGGAACCGCAGAAACUAAAAGGGAUGGAGGAGUUCAUUUCACCUGUGGUCACAAUGGAGGUGGACCUUGAUGAAAACACCCCACCCUCUGCUCUAAACAUACAAAACGCCCCGAUAGAAAAUAUGGACUGGCUGGAUCUGACCCUGUCCGUGCCAGCAGAAGGCGUUAACCAUUUGGACCUGUCAGUGCCAGUGGGCGUCUUCUCCUCUGACUUCCUGGACACUCAUGAACUUCAUUUAAACUGGGACUGA